AUGGCUGCCAGAGCCCGUGGACGACGUGGGUGGCGACGUCGUCGGCGCGUUCGCACAGGUGGACGGCGACGUCGUCGGCGCGUUCGCCCAACAGCCCGUCAAGGUCGCCACGGGCCACCACGAGGCCGGCGGCGCGGCGGACGCGAGGCCGGUCGGCAGCCCGAGGGAGGCUUGGUCCACGGGAGGUCCUCGCAUGCGGGAGGCCUGGGGCGCCUCUGCGGCAGUCACGGUGGAGGAGCCAGCACUCUCACGGCGGAAGAGCCAGCACGCGCGGGCGGCCCGAGCGCGGGCUCCGACCAGCGCGGCCGUCAAAGCCUGGCGCCUCAGGGCGGCGGGCAGGAGGCCGAGCGCGAGCGACUCGAAGAUCUGAUCCGUCUGCGCUGCGUCUCGCUCCAGCAGGCGCGCCAGGACUACGACCUGCGCGCUCGGCGGAGCCAAGAGCUGGCGGCGCAGCUGCAGGAGCUGGAGGCGAGGCUGCACCAGUUCCCCCAGGACAGCGGCGUCGUCAUUUCCCGCACGCGCAGUAAGAUCCAGGAGCGUGCCGUCGAGUCUGGCCGUCGCGUGAUGUUGGGCGAAGACUGUCUCGGACGUGGCGCGCGGCUGCUUGGUGCACGUAUCGCGGAGGUUUGGCGGUUGCGAAGGUCGCUGGACGCGGUGCAGCACAGCAUCGAGCAUUUCGCCACCGCCAAACAGCUGGCCAUAGCGCCAGAGGAAUUGCAGGAGACCCUCGAUGACAAGCGCCGGGAGGUCUCCCGCAUGCAGUGCGAGGCCAGGCGGCAGGAUGAGCAAUUUGCCACGCUCCAGAGCGACUUGCGAAGCGCGCUGGACCUGAUGAUGCGCUCGCACAUCGACGCCGUCGGUGGCCCGGCUCAGGAGCUGGGCCCUGACGAUUUCCUACCCUGUGAUGUGAGGGAGCACCUGUGCUUCAGCCCGCAUGGCCUGGCCGUGGUAGCGGAUCUCUUCCAGAAGUACAAGGCUUGCAUGGCGAGUUCCGAGCCGAGGCCACGAAACAUGAUGGCCCCGGGCGAGCGGCCCACGGCCAGCUUCGAGGAGGAGGCGAAGUUGUUGCGGCAGAGGUUGCUGGAGGAGCUGCAGCAGGUGGCCGCCGUUCUCGGGCAAGAGAGCUCCGGCGAGCUUCUCAGGCACCAGACGGAGCGUGAGCUGCUCCGGGCCGCGGCCUGGGGCGACACUGACACCCUGGAGGAGCUGUUGCCAGUGGUUGCAGCGGCGUCGGCCGCGCCCGGCGACCCUGCGCUGCGAAGCUGGACCGCGUGGCACGCAGCCGCUGCGCACGGGCAGGCGGACUCGCUGCACACCCUCUACGAGCACGCCGCGCGCGAGCGGGUGGACGCAGGGCCCGCGCUAUCGCAGCAGACCGCCGCUGGUUUGCCGCCUUUGGCCGUCGCCUGCUUACAAGGCUACCCCGACGCCGUGGCUGCGCUGCUCUCCAUGGGCGCCCCGGUGGGCACGCCAGACCCGCGCGGCAACACUCCGCUGUUCUGGGCUGCUGCCAGCUCCGCUGACACCGAGUCAGUGCACAGGAUUGCCCAGAUCCUGCUGAACGCCCGCGCGAGUGCAGAUAAACGCAAUGGCAGCGGCCAGGCAGCCGGCAUCGCCGCUCAGGCGGCGUCCCUCUGCGACGGCUGGCCCCGAGACACGGUCACAGGCGCGGCUGCUGAAGAGGAGCUGGCGGCCCACGAGCCCUACUGCUGCAUACGCGCCGCUGGCGCACACGGCGAGGGCGGGGAGGGCCUGCUUGCGCAGGCGGCGAAGAGGCUGCGGCCGCCAGUGCGGGACUCUGCGGGUUUCCUGCGCAACCGCAGGGCGAGGGAGCAGGCUGCCCUGAGCGGCCCCGAGGCAGACCUCGGGUGCUGGUCGGAGGUCGUCACCGACUACACCCACGCUGGGCUCGCGCAGGGCGCCGGCGCAAGCCAGGCCCUGGUUCUCACCAGCGAGCGCUUGCUGCUCUUUGGUGCCAGGGACUGGGCGCUGCACCGCGCCGCCGGCCUCCAUGAGCUCUCCGCUGUGUUGCUGCCCGCCAGCUCUGGCAGCGUGCUGGUGCUGCGCUGCGCGCGUUGGCCAGACAUGGUGCUGGACGUGCCUGGCAGGGCGCGGCUGGCGGCCGAGCUGCGCCUAGCGCUGCGCACGCUGCAGCCGCAGCGGGACACCGCCACAUCGUGGCCUCCGUCGACGCCGCCGUCGUCCCACUGCUCGGCGCCAGCGGGGAACCGCUGA
Molecule: messenger RNA, 2235 nt
Organism: Prorocentrum cordatum
Lineage: Eukaryota; Dinophyceae; Prorocentrales; Prorocentraceae
Source: the annotation of a GenBank genome assembly